Nematocida parisii ERTm1 is the source of this 1495-nucleotide messenger RNA. RefSeq lists its product as uncharacterized. The coding region runs from base 1 to 1221 and encodes 406 amino acids. The transcript has a single exon. Lineage: Eukaryota; Fungi; Microsporidia. The record is from RefSeq and is a predicted model, not a curated record.
AUGUGGACGACAACUACACGUCUUCACUUACUUAAUGCUAUAACCAGAUACGGAUUAAAGAAGACCUCUUUCAUAGCAGCGUAUCUUAAAGUGUAUGCCAAAACCACUUCAAAUAAUUGGAAGAAUGAAUAUAAUAAGAUGGUAAAGGAAUAUUUUAAGAAUAAAACAGGGGAAACAGUAAAAGAAUACUUCAAGAAAAAGCGAGCGCAGGAAAUAGAGCUGUUAAUUGAGAAAAAGAAGGAGGAAAAAUUAAAAAUAAUAGAAAGAAUGAUUUAUGGGUAUGAUAAUAUAGAGACAGAUGAAGAAAGUGACAAUAAAUCAGAAAUAGAUCUAACGGAAAUAGUUAGUACAAAUAUCACAAGGUAUAAUCCCAAUUCAACACUAUCCAACACACUAAUACAUCUAUCUACAUUAAACAAUCUGCCUCCACACUUAGAGCUACCAGGGCCAAAGCCAGAAACACUUCCUCCGAUUGAUGUACACCCAUACGCAGUGGAAGCUGCCCCUGUACAGAGUAAAGAGGAAGAAUUGGAUGAACUGCUGGAGUUUUUGGAAAGAUCUGGGUAUGGUACGUCUGUUUCAUCUGUAGACCAAGCGGCAUUUGAGCGAUUUUUCAAGUCAGUCCAGGAAAAGAGUCUUCUUUUGGAGAGGAGGGCUGAGGAAGUUGAAGAGAUACUACAGGCGCAGAAUGCAUUAGAGAACGAAAUUCAAAAGAAGGAAAAACUUGAUUUAUCAGAAAAGCUUAAGGAGUACUAUCAGCUAGACUUUCAUGAAUAUCCAAAGAAGAAGUCAUCUAGAGACAAAAGUAAGUGGAUCAAAGAGUUCAAAUUUGUUGCAGAUCGGCUUAGAACACUUCACGGCGGACAGAUUACAUGCGAGGAGCACAAAAUCCGGCAGAGUACAGAGAACAGAUCCAGAAACAAACCAAAAGAAGAUCCACAGAACGCAAAUGUAUCUGUCUCAUUAUCUACCAGUGACCAGGAAGAAAAUGUAUCGGGAGUAUCUGAAAAUAAGAAGGUUUCUUGUGCCAAGUGUUUCGAUGUGGAUACAUUAGAGUAUGGGCUGGAAGAAGAGUGUAGACCAAAUAUUGCAGAUUAUAUCUUUAGAUCUAUGCUAUUCUUACAGACUGUUAUAUUCACACAGCACGACUCAGUGCACGCAAAGGAGGCAGAGACAAUCAAGACAGAACUCUAUAAAUUCUACGAAUACUACAGAAAGUAAAAAUAGAAUUCAGAACAUAAAAUAGAAAAAGGACUCCCCGCCGCACGGACUAGCUUGUUAUUAUCAGACUGCAUCAUUAGUGCUUUUAAUUACACACAAAUGGCACGGAAUGGCAUCAUAAACACAGUACUAUAUAAUAAUUAGUCUGAAUAUAUUAUGGUGCACUGUUGGUAUUGUAGUAUACAGUUAGUGCUUUAGAGUGCUUUGAUGGUAGAAUAAACAGAAGUAGAAAAAUUUCGGGUUAGGCAUAAGGCUGGGUAGGGUUUAGAGUGAC